Lytechinus variegatus (green sea urchin) is the source of this 2806-nucleotide messenger RNA. Its product is annotated as flocculation protein FLO11-like. NCBI's taxonomy places the organism in Eukaryota, Metazoa, Echinodermata, Echinoidea, Temnopleuroida, Toxopneustidae. Gene Ontology annotation, cellular component: nucleus. Gene Ontology annotation, molecular function: DNA-binding transcription factor activity, RNA polymerase II-specific; RNA polymerase II cis-regulatory region sequence-specific DNA binding. The record is from RefSeq and is a predicted model, not a curated record. The transcript is spliced from 3 exons. Gene Ontology annotation, biological process: sex differentiation; regulation of transcription by RNA polymerase II. Bases 1 to 2355 code for a protein of 784 amino acids.
AUGGAUAAUGAUGGCGCAGAUGUGAAAGGUCGGGAAGAUGAGUCACAAAGAUGUCUCCCCCUUAAGAAAAGGCAUCCAACCUGCGCUCGAUGCCGAAACCACGGACUCGUCGUGGACCUCAAAGGCCACAAGCAUUUAUGCGAGUACCGUGACUGCCUCUGCACUCGAUGUAACCUUGUGAUUCAACGACGGGUAGUGAUGGCGAAGCAGGUAGCCCUAAGUCGAGAGCAGUUGAAGCAACAGAGACAAGAUCACUGUACAUCUCAACAGCUACAGGUCAGUCAAGGUUCCUCACAGGGUAUACCAUCGUCUCCAACAGUUAUUGAUCUCAUAUCUGAAGGUACAAGGUCAGAGGAGAGGGCGAAUUCCGUCGUUCAACUUUCACCGGAUUCGACAAAUGUCGAAUACAAUGGUCCAUAUUCUUCUUGGGACUCGCCUCCGAUGAAUUUGUCACAGCCGACACAAAUGACGUUGACUCCUCAGAAUGUUUCAAGCCAAGCUUCGCGGUCAUCUCCCACAUCUUUCCAAGCAGUUCAGGAAAGCGAAACGUUUAGACCAGGAAUGGUCUUCUUCACAAGCCCUUCGAAUAGAUCGUUACACCCCGUGGUACCUUACCAAUCUAGUGCCCCGAGAAUUGUCUCUAACAACGACAAUAUCCCCGGAGCUUCGGCCUUUAUCAACUAUGCGUCGUCUCAAGGCAAUUUUGACCACGCGCUAGAGUACUCUCCCACGUCAUAUCACACGCCUCAAUUAAAUGAAAUGUAUCGACCCCAGCCUUUAGUCGGUGCCAACCAAAUGCCAAGACCAUUCGUACCAAGUCCCGCCAUACAGAUGGCAUCUAACGAAUCUAUCAACCAACAUAUUGGAUAUAUUCCCAGUCAAACGGCAACCUAUUCCGCCAACCUUUCGUCAGCUCAUGGUGUUACAGGACAAACGUCAGAGUAUCCCGCCAACCAUUUGUUCGCUCAUGGUGUUACAGGACAAAUAGCAGCCUCGUCCGCCAACCAUUUGUUAGCUGAGGGUGUUUCAGGACAAGCAUCAGAGUAUUCCGCCAACCAUAUGUUAGCUCAUAGUGUUACAGGACAAACGACAGCCUAUACCGCCAACCAUUUGUUAGCUCAUGGUGUUACAGGACAAACGGCAGCCUAUUCCGCCAACCAUUUGGCUCAGGGUGUUACAGGACAAGCAUCUGAGUAUUUCGCCAACCAUUCGUCAGCUCAUGGUGUUUCAAGAGAAAUAGAGUUUCAUCCAAGAUCAACAUUCCAUUCAUCACUGGUAGAUGAGACGUACCGGUGCCAAGUAUCGAUAACUUCAAAUUAUCCAACUGGACCAGCUUUCCAUUGUCCCGUGGUGCCACAUCAACCAUUUGACGCAGUCUCUGCAUAUCGCGAUAGUUACAUGUUGGCAAACUCACGGGUGGCUUCUAGCUCCGCCAUGCAUAUCGAUUCAAUGUCGGAGACCCAACCGCCUUCAGAGGAAGCAACAGACCUGUCUAAUAUUCCGUACUGUCAAGUUAAAGAGCAUGCGGACCUGCUGCAUCAGACACCGCUUUCAAGUUCGUUACGGGUAUCAUCAUUCGUAAACCAAUCAGCACAAAACUUCAUGCCUGCCCAAGAAUAUUACAGCAAUCCAGAUAGAUAUCCAUCAUGCUCUUUGCCAGCAGAUUCGGCAACAGCAGCGUAUUUAUUUCAAACAGGAGGUAGAGCUAUGUUAUCUUCUGAGAGUGAUAACUCAUUCCAGGGUGCCGACUUUACGAGACGGCCCCAAAUCGAUACAACACCACUGCAACCAGAAGACACCCCUCUGAAUCACGCUGACUUUUCUUCUAGGUCAGUACCUUUAACUACAACACAGCAAGAAAUCGCGGUUAAUAUUUCAAAAGAACCAACCUACAAAUCUCGUCGACCUUUUCCUCUUCGGAUCACCAUCCCAUCCCUGAAUCUAUCAGAUAGAUUCAACGACAGUCUGUCUCCAAGUCCCAUGGACCCAUCGCCAACUUUCACACCAUCAAACUUAAGCAUUCUCACUAACACCUCUCUGCCGACAAGUGAUAUUCCGUCUCCUGGAUUCUUUACUGCGUCUCUCCCUUCAUUCAACUACCCAUCUCCGACGAUGCCCACUCAGAGCUCUCCCGUCUUUAGUUACCCAUCUCCUUACACCAACCCCUCUAAGCAUGCAGGAUUGCCGUCUUUCCAAAGUCUGACGGAAUCGAUUUUACCUGUGACGCAAAGCAGCCUGUUGCCUUCAAAUUUCGCGGAGAAGGUUCGGAUCCCGCCGAAAUAUGACGAAGACUUUGAAAAUGAUUACGAGAGUGACGAAAUUGACGUUUGCUCCUUGAACCAUUAUGCUCAGUGAAAAAGUCGAAUUUUUGAAGGCUUUCAUAUCCAUUAUAGUCUGCCUGUCAACCAAUGAAUUUGUCGAAUUUUGUAAGAUAUUUGUAUCUUCACAUAGCUGAGAGAGAGAGAGUAAGGUACAUAGAAUAAGAUGAAGAUUCUCCGCUUUAAAAGUCUUAUAUUAUGCUUUUUGCUUGCCAUCCAAUGAAUUUGACGAAUUUCAUUUACAUAAUUGAGAGAGUAUGACAUGCAUAAUGUAAGAGGAAUACAAAGAAUAAUUUGAGUUUGUCAUGCUAAAAGCAGCACGUUUAUCGCCGGCAUGUAAAAUCAUCCUUAAAUAAUAAAAAAAAUGUUUCUUGUAUUUUGAAAGUCGAAAAUGGGCUUCUGGCCAAAUUCAAAUCCGUGAUAUAAAAAUAUACAAUUUAAAGUUAAAAAUAAACUUUAACCUUUUUUUUCAAAAUUCAUCUGUUUGU